Messenger RNA from Paramecium tetraurelia, 4302 nucleotides. RefSeq lists its product as uncharacterized. The transcript is spliced from 4 exons. Lineage: Eukaryota; Ciliophora; Oligohymenophorea; Peniculida; Parameciidae. Gene Ontology annotation, molecular function: GTP binding; GTPase activity. The record is from RefSeq and is a predicted model, not a curated record.
AUGUCUGAUAAUUAAUUUAAAUUCAAAUAUUAUCUCAACUUCAUGGAUAUUUAUUAACUAUUAAGUUUUGAUGGAUUCAACAACACCUUGGAGAUCAUUCUCAACAAAUUGGCCUGUUAGAAGUUGCAAUAGAUUCAAAACAAUCUAAAUAUUAUUUGCAUUAUUGGAUCUCAAAAGUCAGGCAAAAGUUGGUUAUUGAAUAAGUUGUUCAUGCAGGGUUAAGGUUUUCAAUCUAGCACCAAAGGAUUCUAUUUUACCUAUGAUGGUUAAUUGAUUAUCGAUACAGAGGGUUUGGGUUGCGGCGAUCAAAGAAAAGACAUCUAAAUCAUCUUACUUGCAUCUCUAUUAUCAAGUGUAGUAAUCUAUUGUGGUUAUUCAGUUGAAGAUUUCGAACUCAUGAUUAAUCUUGAAGAUUAUGAGGAUUUUCUACCUCCUUUUAUUUGGGUUUUGAGAGAUAUACAAAACAAGGAUGCACUCCAACCUAAAGAACUACUUGAAAGAUAGUUUAAAUCAUAAAAUAGAGUGAAGAAACACCUACUUAAGCUUUUCUCAGAUUGUGUUACUAUUCCAUCAUCAAGUGAAAGUAUAGAGUUCAUAGAUUCCAUGGCUUUGUUAAGGAGAAAAGUGUUAAAUUAUGCGAAACCCAAGAAAAUCUAUUAGAACAUUUAUUUGAAUGGUCCGCUUUUGGUCGAGAUGAUUUAAAUGGUAGUUACCAAAUUCAAUAGCAAUCAACCUGUUGAUUUACGACAAGUAACUGAAACAAUUGUAGACAGGCAAUCUACAGUGUUGUUAAAUGAAGCAUUUAAAAAAUAUGAAUAAUCAAUUACAUAACUCAAAUUGCCAACAUGUUCAUUUGAAGAAUUAAAGAACCACCAUAAGGAUUCAGAACUCAAAGCUUUGGAGUAUUUGAAAUCUAAAAUCAACGACAAAGAUUUAAAUGAUGAUUUACAUCAAAUGUGUAAAGAAACAUUCAAAGAGAUCUGUAAACGCAAUGAAUAAGAAGCAACCAAUUUAUGCAAUUAAUUUAUUAAUUAAGAAUUUUAAACCUUGCAAAAACGAUUAUCUGAAUAUAGAAGUAUCUUAGAAUUUGAGAGAGACAUCAAAUUAUUCUAUUAAUUUUUAUUGGAACAUGGCCCAAAAACUGUUUUAAAGCAACAAGUGUAUUAAGAAUUCUAUAAUAAAAUGAUGACAGAAGGUACAAACAUGUUCAUUAAACAAUAAAAUUAACAACAAUAACAACAACAAUAACAACCAUUAUAAAUAAAAAAUGAAAAUAUCAGCACAGAAAAGGAUAAAACAAUUAAUGAAUUGAUAUGUAAAGUUAAAGAACAAGAAAAUAAAGUUUAUUCAUAACAAUCAUAAAUUAAAUUAUUAGAGGAAUAGCUAUUUUCAUCAGAUAAAUAAUUAGAGAUAUUAUAAACUGAAUUAAUUAAGUAAAAGGAACUUCAUCAAUAGCAAUUUAAAUAAUUUGAGAGAAAUCUUUACCUAAAAGAAUCUGAAUUCAAUAAGAUGAAAGCACUCAACGAAUAAAAGAUACAACAUCUAACAAAACAAUUAGAACAGAGUUAAAGAAAAGAAACAUAAAUGGAUUCUUCAUUUCUCUCGACGAAAUCAGAGUAUACUAUUUAAAUUAGAGAUGUUUAAUCGAAAUAUGAGUAAAUGAUCACUUAAUUGCAAGAAAGACUAUUAGUAUAAACUGAUAAAACCUAGUAACUCCAAGAUCAAUUGAAUAAUCUAGAGUAAUAAAAUACUUAAGCUUAAUUUAAAUUACAAAGUAAGGACAGUAAAAUUUAUGAAUAUUAAUAAUAAAUCUAAUUAUUGAAGAAUUCGGUAGUUUAAUUGCCAUAGAUUGAUAAUUUAAAUUAUGAAGAAAACGAAAAAUAAAUAGUAAGGUUGAAAGAAAUUAUUGAAUCUUAAGAAACACAAUUGAAAGAGAAGACAUCCUAAUUGAUACAAUUAAAAUCUAGUUUGGAAAGAGAAUAAGCAUUGAUUGCUCAGGAGAAAUAGUUCUUAGAAAUAUAACUCAAGGACCUCUCUGAACAAUUGAAGCUAGAGAAGAAGAAUCAUGAAUAAACUUUAGGUUUAUUUGAAAGCUAAAACGAUGUGAAUAAAAGUUAAGUAUUCUCGAAACAAUAUAUGGAAAUGAAGGAUAUGCAUUUGAACGAAAUGAAAUAAUUAGAACAAGAAUUUGAAAUCUAAAGAAGAAAAAUGUAAUAAUAGAUUGAGUAUUUGAAUUCAGAAUUAAAUAAAACUGAGAGCUAAUUAUUAUAUUAAUAAAAUGAUUUUACUAGAGAAUUAUAAUAAACAAAAACUUAGAUUCUCAAUUAUGAGGAUAACAUUUAAAGAUUGAAUAGAGAAUUUAUGUUAUUAGAAUAGCAAAAGACUAGAAUUUAAAGAGAAUUGGAAGAGAAAUUGAUUUUGAAAACGAAGAAUCAACAACAAGAAAUCGAAGAAUUAAAAAGAUAAAAUUUGAAUGAGUAUAGAUUGUUAUAGAAUAAAAAUGAAGAAUAAAUUUCAUAGUUGAGAUGUAUGUAUGAAUUAGAGAGAUAAAAAAUUGAGUAAAAAUUUAUGGAAGAUAGAAAGACUAUGGAAGAAAAGUAUAAUCAAAUGGUUGAGGAGUUGGAAAGUCAAUUUGACAAUAAUUAAGAUGAGGAGAUUAAAAAAUUAUAGAAAAAGUUAAAAUAAAAUGAUUUGUAAAUGCAACAAUUAUCCUAGCAUUGGUAAAAUGAAAACGAUUUAAAAUAAAAAUAGAUUUUAAGUCUAGAGUAGGUGAACAAUUCUUUGAAAAUAUCUAUUUAACAAUUUUAGGAUGAAUAAUAGAAUCUAUAAAAGUAAUUACAAGACUUGCAUCAAAUCAAUUAAAUUAAGGAAGAGGAACUAAACACUUUAAAAUAAUAGGGAUAAUAUGAUUCAUUGAAUAAUAAUAAAUAAGAUUAAAUAGAAAAGAUUAAAUAAAAUAAUUCUCUAGAAAAAUAGAAACUCACUGAGUAAAUCAAUGAAUUAAAAAAAUAACUAGAAGAUGCAUAAGAUGAAAAUAUUAAAAUGAAAGUUGAAUAUGAAAAGCAGUUGGCUUUAAUAACCUAAGAAAAUGAAUUCAAUUCACACAAAGUAGAAUAACUAUAAACUCAAUUAUAAAACUAUCAACAAAAAAACUUUACAUAGUUAAUUAAAAUUGAAAGCAAUGUUGCUUAAUUAACUCUUGAAACUGACCUUAAAGAAUAGCAAUAGAAGUAUGAAAAGUUAAGACAAUAAUAUAAAGAAUAAGAAAUAAACAAUAAUAAAAUAGUAGUUGACUUAUAACAAUAAGUUGAAUAAUUAAAAACAUAAUUAUAAGAGGAAUAAAAUAAUUAACAAUAGAAAAACGUAAACCUUCCGACCCCUUAAAAUAUUGUGUCAUCGAACACUUAAGUAAUUAACUAAUUGAAGCAAUAAAAUGAAAAAUUGUAAAGUGAACUGUAGGAAUUUAAAUCCUUACAUGAACGAGAUACCUUACUUUGGGAAGGUAAAUUCAAAUUCUUGUAGUAAUAAAAGGAUUAAUCAAAAUAAGAUUUACAAGAGGCCAUGAAAAAGUUUGAAUUCACUAUUAAUCAUCUCUAAAAAGCCAGAUAAUAAGAUUUAGAGGAAGAGAGUAACUCUAUCUCUGAAAUGUUAGUAACUUUAGAAAAGAAGUAUUAGUUGUAAGUUUUAGAUCUUACGGAGCAUCAUUAAGCAAUUGUUAAUGAAUAUGCUAUGAAGAUUGAAUAGUUACAAAAAGAAAUAACAUUAAACAAUAUGUCAAAUUAAAAUUAUCAUAAGGGUGAUUAUAGUGAUAUCUCUUCACUCUACGAAAAUCAAAUUGAAUAAAUAAAAUUGUAAUAUGAAACCAAAAUUGAAGAGUUAUACUUAAAUCAUACUGAAGAGAGGUAGAUUUGGAGAGCCAAGCUGAGUGAAGCUGAAGAAAAAUUAAAGGAAGCUGAAAUCAGAAGAUCUAAUAUGGUGUUUGAGCAUGAGAAAGAAAGGGCAAAAUGGAAUAUUGAGAAGGAUGAAUUGAAAUAUCAGAAAAGUGAUUUGCAAGAAUAAUGUUAGAAUUUAGAAUAACAAAAGAAUAAGUCUGAUAAAAAGAAUAAGAAGGUUGGUACUAUAAGAACAAGAUUAAGUCCGAAUAAAUCUCCUGGAACAUUUUCUAAUGCUUCUAAAUUAGGACAGUCCUUUGAUACCUUCUAAUAAGCGAGUAUGGAACUACCAGAAGAAAACAAAUCGAUUCAUUUGAAUCCUGGGGAAUCAUUCGAAGCCUAUUAUUUAGCAUAAAAAAAGUUUGAUUGA